Microtus ochrogaster (prairie vole) is the source of this 4582-nucleotide messenger RNA. RefSeq names its product HAUS augmin like complex subunit 4 (gene Haus4). The record is from RefSeq and is a predicted model, not a curated record. Gene Ontology annotation, molecular function: microtubule minus-end binding. NCBI's taxonomy places the organism in Eukaryota, Metazoa, Chordata, Mammalia, Rodentia, Cricetidae. Gene Ontology annotation, cellular component: HAUS complex. Gene Ontology annotation, biological process: spindle assembly; centrosome cycle.
CCCCGCCCGCUGCCAGGCCAAUUUCAGACCCGUCCGGUCUCCGCUGGCGGGAGCGUCACCCCCGGCAGCCCCAGGCUGCCACCCCAGGCGGCCACCCCAGGCAGCACCCGGCCUCGGCUCCCCGUCGGCGGGGUGUUCAGGUUUGCCCUAGACGUCCGCGAGCUCGCAGCCACGCCGCGCUCGCCCUUAGGACUCCUUGGCGGCCCAGACGGUAGGUCGGCGCCGGCGAGCGCGUUCUGCAUCUUGAUUAUCUCGGGCCUUGUAAGGGUCACCUCUUGUGAGAACACCUGGGAAAUCGAUCUGUGUCCAGUGCAGCGUGCGGGACGGCUGGAGGGCUGGCAGCUGGGCACCCCCGGGCAUGGGACCCCGGGUGCCUGCGCAGGGUGGGGUGCAGCCUGAGGUCACGUCCUAUGGCCACUGAGGGCUGGCGGCUCCGCUGAGGACCCCCGGCCGGUUGAAACUGGCCCGCAAAACUUUAUUUGCAGGAGUAGCUCAACAAUAAACUGAAUUGGUAAAACUGAACUUAACUAAAUAGCUUUUGUUGACAAGGCGAUUGUUAUUCAUUCUUCAUGUUUAAUCGUUAUCGCGGUUUUGCAGGCGGAAGAGGGUUGGCACCUGAAAAGUGUUUCCCUUAGACUCACAGAGAAACAUCAGGUGGCAGAGCCACAAACUAAGGCCUAGCAUCGCACCUCCUCAGUUGCGUCCGCGUUACAAAACAAACGGCUACUUGCUUUCAUGUGACUCUAUAAAAGGAGCGAAUAAACCAAUAUUCUGUGGGUCUGCAGCAUUAAGCUCUAAUAAGCUUCAAAGUCAGCAUUUGGAGGAGAGGGUGGGGCAAAAAACAAACAAACAAAACAAAACAAAACAAAACAAAAAACAACAAACCGGGAGUGAAUGGGCAGGCAGUGUUUGUGUUCCUGUUCAUUUUCUCACUGCCCUCUGGUGAUGACGCUCUUUUUCGUAACCCUAGGUUCUGGCAAAACACCCAUAGCUGUGUCCCCUUACCUACUACUGUGCCCUCUACAGUCCACUAUGGUGUCCUUACCCCUAGGUGCACUUCCUAGCGAUAUGGGAAAAGCUGUUGUGGUUCCCCUGUCUGUCACUCCUGCCCUGACCAACAGCUCUUCCAUGAGGGAACACGGUCAGAGAAGCACUAGAAAAUCAGAGAGAUGCUCCUACAACUGAACUGUCACUGGGGAAAAGGCACACUUGGGCCCCCCUCCCGUUCCCCAGUCUCCCGGGAACGUGAGUGCCACAGUUUGUAGGCACAAUAGUAGUGGGAGGGGGCUGCCUUCCAUUAGACCUUAGUGGAUUGGGUGGGGGCCGGGUGGUUUCUUUAGAAUGAGUCAUCUUUCGGACAGCUCGGGAGACGUUUUGUUCUUGGAAUGUAAGGUGUUCUGGCACUUCAUCUGCCUAUAAAACGCUGAAGAGUUUGGGAUCUGUGAUGUCUGAUACAGCCCUUCUCUGAGCAAGAUGGGGUGGUGCACUUGGGUGGCAGAGGCAGUUGAGGAUCAGAAGUUCAAGGCUUGCCUCCCUGGCCCAGAGAUUGAGACCAGCUGGGCUUGUGAGGCUGCCUGAGGCAGCGCCGCCUGGAGCAGCUGGGGGUUUGUUCGUCUGGCAGUUUCUUCCAUUUGGUUCUGUACAGGAUAAUAUCAAGACAUUCAGAUGGCCUCUGGAGAUUUCUGCUCACCUGGAGAAGGGGCGGAAAUACUGCAGCAAGGUAAGGGUAGCUCUCCGCGAAAGGCUUGGCGACUUUUCCAGGGGUCUUGUCUAGGUCUUUGCUUCUGUGAUGAAAAGGGCUCACCCCGUUUCUGAGGAAAGUGAAAUUCAGGAGAUUGAGGAGGACUUCAUUGGAGAAUCAGGUUAGACCAACUGUUCACACAGAUUCGGUAUCUGCUUCUGCAAUAGAUGCUGCGUGCCAUGCUGUAUUGGUAGUCUGUUGCCAAGGUAACGGUGGCUGGCCUGUCCAUUAAAGGCUUCUUUCCUACUUGUGUUUUCAUAUUUUUCCUGUAGCCCAGGCUAGCCUGCCUCCACCUCAUAGUUUGGAGAUUAUAAGUGUGCACCUGCCACACCUAAUUUUAUGCCCGAUAAUGAAAAUAAAAGCUUUCUUAGUCUCUAAAGUGACUUUGGAUAUAAUAGUCUAAGGAGUAAACAUCUUGGUGUUUGGUAGGUAAUGGUAAAAGCCCUGGGAGAGCGGUGGAAAAGAAGGGGCCUUGAGCAGACAGGGUAACUGGAAGCCGCUGCCCCCUUGUGAUGAUGUGCCCAUGCGGGUUCCUGAGCUCUGCUGGAGUUCUAGUGGUCAGCUGCUUUCUUCCGCCUUUCCUCAGCUUUGCUUAUGUGACUGACUGAGGUCUCUUCCACAGUUGGAGUUUGCCACGUCUCUUUCCCUCUCUUCCUCAAGAACUCUAAUGAUUCUGGCCUGGCUUGAUGUUGCAUGCCUGUGAUCCCAGCAUUUAGGUGGGUGAGGCAGGAGGAUCACAAAUUUAAAGCCAGCCUGGGGCUACAUAGAAAACCUUGGGGAAAAAAAAGGAUUCUCGUAACUUCGUAUUAAUGAGGUGUUUUGGUUACUGGUGGUUCAUACUAAAAGGUCUCUCUUUUUUUCUCUCUCUCUCUCCCCCUCCCCCCCCCUGGAGCUGGGAAGCAAACCAAGUCCUCAGCAAGCACACACUCUACCUCUACUCCUUGCAUUUCCAUUCACUUAACUCUAACGUUGGACCUGGGGCUGUAGCUGAUGGUUGAGCCUGUGCUUAAUGUGUGCAAGCCCUGGCGACCUUACUUUAUUAGAUACUCGUUUUCCUUUGAUCAAUAGCCUUAUAUAUAAAGUAAAUACUUUAAAUACUUUUAAGUAUCAUUUCUGGUUUAUUUGUGAUUUCUAUUUUGAGACAGGGUCUCGCAGUAUAACACAGGCUCCCCUGGAAGUCACGGAGCCCAAGUUGGCCUUGAGUUCCAAGUUCUCCUUCUCCUGCCUCGAUCUCCCUGAUGCUGAGAUUCCAAGUGUGUGCCACCACAUCCAAAUAUUCGCUGUUUUGUUUGUUUGUUUGUGUGAGGGCUGAAGUGGGCGAUCAGAAGACAUGUUUCAAGAGUGGGUGCUCUCCUUCACCAUGCGGUUUCCGGGGCUGGACUCAGGUGGCCAGGCUUGGUGGCAAGUGCCCUGACCAGCGAAGCCAUCUAAAUGGCUGCUGUUUGUUUUUGACAUUGUCUCCCUGUGUUGUCAGGCAGUCUUCAAUUCAAUGUCUUGGCUUUAAAGGCUGCUCCUCCCCAGUCUCCUGAGUAGCAGGGACUACAGUAUGUGUCAAGCAGUUUCCUCCCUGUGCCUUGACUGAAGAGGACCUGAUCCAGAACCCGAAUUUUAGCAAGCUAUUGCUGAGUCUCUCGCAGCACAUGGACGAAAGUGGUUUAAGCCUCACCCUGGUGAAAGAGCAGGCUCAGGCAUGGAAUGAAGUUAGGCUGCGUAAGAUGGCGUGGCUGAGGUACGAGAUUUUACAGAGAAUCAUCCAAGAGCUGCUCGUGGACUAUUAUGUGAAGGCACAGGACAAAAAUCUGACAUCGGAAGACAAAAAGUUUCAUGAGACCCUUGAACAGCGGCUGCUUGUAACCGAGCUGGCGCAGCUUUCGGGUCCCAGCCAGGAGACCGAGAUGCCCCCGCUGCUAGGGUUCGAGAAGGCCGACCUCCUGGAGCUCAUGCCACCCUCACAGGACUUCGUGUGGAUGAGAGAUCGGCUCCGGCUGGAGGUGGAGGAGCAGCUCAAGAGGAAGUGCUUUACUCUGCUGUGCUACCAUGACCCCAGUUCAGACACUGAUGGAGAAACACUGAAAGCGGCAAAGGUGUGGAAACUGCCAGAGGUCCUGGUAGGAGAGAAGCAGCAGUGCCUGGAGGCUAGGAGCCAGCAGAAGGAGCAGCUGGUGCUGCUGGAGAAGAAGAGAGCCACCUACUCCCAGGCGCUUCUCCGCUGCCUCACCCUGCUCCAGAGGCUUCUUCAGGAGCACCGGCUGAAGACGCAGUCUGAGCUAGACCGCAUCAAUGCUCAGUACCUGGAAGUCAAGUGCAGCGCUAUGAUCCUUAAAAUGAGGAUGGAGGAGGUGAAGGUUUUGUCUGACACUUACAGUGCUGAGAAAGUGGAAGUGCAUCGUCUGAUUAGGGACCGUUUGGAGGGAGCCAUUCGCUUACAAGAGCAGGACAUGGAGAAAUCGAGACUGGUCCUGAAAACCUACGAGGUCCUUGGAGAAGACUUUGAGAACCUGGUGAAGGAAUACACUCAGCUCAAACAGGCAACUGAAAACAAGCGUUGGGCUCUCCAGGAGUUUAGCAAGCCCUAACCACUGAAUUGAGUAGGCAGAGCCAAGAAGCAUGGAUUCUACAUGGCCACCCUCUCUUCCUGUUCAACAGACUACCUCUACUAUUAGGGAAUACGGGGACACUUGCCAAAACACUGCAAUCAUUAUGACACCCUCCUGGUUUCCUUGUCUACAAUGACUGGUUCUUUUCUGGGAAAUGUAGCUAUCAGAUUUAUAUAAUUUUAUGCGUAUCUGUUUGCACCAGCCCUGUGUAAUAUUAUUUCCUGAAUAAAGUAGUAAUGUUGCG